Messenger RNA from Galeopterus variegatus (Sunda flying lemur), 2146 nucleotides. It is a transcript of the gene IFIT1, whose product is annotated as interferon-induced protein with tetratricopeptide repeats 1. Gene Ontology annotation, cellular component: cytosol. The record is from RefSeq and is a predicted model, not a curated record. Lineage: Eukaryota; Metazoa; Chordata; Mammalia; Dermoptera; Cynocephalidae. Gene Ontology annotation, molecular function: protein binding; RNA binding. Gene Ontology annotation, biological process: defense response to virus. The transcript has 2 exons. The coding region runs from base 84 to 1409 and encodes 441 amino acids.
AUGCUGAUGACGAUCAGGUUGAAGAUAGGCUGAAGGAAUUGAGAUGUCACUUUACCUGGGGGCUGCUAAUUGAAGACAGUGCAAUGCCUGAUUUAGAAAACAGGGUCUUGGAAGAGAUUGAGUUCCUAGACACCAAGUACAAUGUGGGAAUACACAACCUGCUGGCCUAUGUGAAGCACCUGAAAGGCCAGAAUGAGAAAUCCUUGGAGAGCUUGAAAGAAGCCGAAGACUUAAUCCAGCGAGAUCAUGCCAACCAAUCGGACAUGAGAAGUCUGGUGACCUGGGGCAACUAUGCCUGGGUGUGCUACCACCUGGGAAGACAGUUUGCAGAAGCCCAGACUUACCUGGAUAAGGUGGAGAGCACUUGCGAGAAGUUGGCAAGUCCUUUCCGCUAUAGAAUGGAGUGUCCUGAGAUGGACUGUGAGGAAGGAUGGGCCUUGCUGAAGUGUGGAAAAAAGAAUUACGAACGGGCCAAGGCCUGCUUUGAAAAGGCUCUGGAAGCGGACCCUGAAAAUGCUGAAUUCAGCACUGGGUAUGCAAUCAUCACCUAUCGCCUGGAUGGCUUUAACACCUCAACUCUGCACCCCCUAAGGCAGGCCGUCCGGCUAAAUCCAGAAGAUGCAUAUAUUAAGGUUCUCUUUGCCCUGAAGCUUCAAGAUGUGGGACAAGAAGCUGAAGGAGAAAAGUACAUUGAAGAAGCUCUGACCAACAUAUCCUCACAGACUUAUGUCUUUCGAUAUGCGGCCAAGUUUUACCGAAGAAAAGGCUCUCUGGAUAAAGCUCUACAACUCUUAAAAACGGCCUUACAGGCAACACCCACCUCUGCCUUCCUGCAUCACCAGAUGGGGCUUUGCUACAGGAACCAAAUGAUCCAAAUAAAGAAAGCUGCAAAGUGGCAGCCUAGAGGGCAGGAUAGAGAAAAUGUGGACAGAAUGAUAAGAUUAGCCAUAUUUCAUUUUGAAUUUGCUGUUGAACAAAAGCCUUCAUUUGAUAUUGCUUAUAUACACCUGGCAAGUAUGUAUUCAGAAGUAGGCAAUCACAGAAAAGCUGAAGACAUUUAUCAAAAACUGUUAUGCACGAAACCAGUUGAAGAAGAAACUCUGCAAAAGAUACAUUUCCACUAUGGCCAGUUUCAGGAAUUUCAAAAGAAAUCUGAAGUCGAUGCAAUUAAACAUUACUUAAAGGCAAUAAAAAUAGAAAAGGCAUCAUAUAUUAGGGAUAAAAGUAUCAAUUCUUUGGAGAAAUUGGCUUUAAGGAAACUUGGGAGAAAUGCAUCAGACCUGGAAGGCUUGAGCCUCCUUGCGUUUGUCUACAAAUCGAAAGGAAAAAUGAAUGAAGCCCUGGAGUUUUAUGAGCAGGCCCUGAGACUGUCUGCUGACUUUCAGGACUCUGUUGGACAUGAUCCCUAGGCACCAAAAUAUUGGUCACUUUCACAUUUCAUUUGAUUUUAGGCUAAUGUGUACUAAUCAUCUUUUCUGCUUACUGCUUUCAGAAACAUGUAAUUCACUUUAAUGAUGUAAUUUUUGAACAAUUACUCAAAGCUGAUAAAAUAUUAGUUGUAUUCAGAAAAUAGUGAAACAGAAUAUGUGUGUGUGUGUGUGUGUGUGUGUGAGAGAGAGAGAGAGAGAGAGAGAGAGAGAAAGGCCAUUUGUUUGAAUGCCACAUAGUAGGAAAACAGUUUGUUGAGUAGAUAUGGAGCAAAUAAAACACUGGACUUAAAUGUUUAAUUCACUUAUUUUACCAACAAAUAGUUUAGAGUGCUAGACACAAAAAAUACUAUGGGGAACAGCAGACAUUUUCCCCAAACCUCAUGCCAUUUACAAUCCAGUGAGAGACAGUAAAAUAAGCACACAAUCAAUUAAAGGUCAGCUUUCUCCAUAAAGAUGUUUUCGGUUUAAUUAAUUGUCAAACAGUUCCAAGGAAUUUUUCUUGCUUUAUGCCAUUUUAUUUGAAGUACUAUUUAGUAAGUCAUUGGCUGAUAUUGAUCUAGUUAGGUCAAGAAAUAUGAAAAGGAUGCUAAAUUAUCUAAAAGACCUUCUAAAGCAAUUACCUUUGGUUAUGAAUAAUCACAUUUUAUUAAAAGGCAAUGUACAACAAAUAAUAUUGUUAGAGGGAAAAAUAAAGAAGCAAUGUUAUUGAUUUUUCA